CCAUCAUAGACAGCAGACAUGGCUAUUCGCUACCCGAUGGCUGUUGGCCUUAACAAAGGCCACCCAGUCACCAAGAACGUGACUACUCCCAAACACAGCCGCCGACGCGGGCGUCUGACCAAACACAGCAAGUUUGUUCGGGACAUGAUCCGUGAAGUGUGCGGCUUUGCUCCGUAUGAGAGGCGUGCCAUGGAGCUGCUGAAGGUGUCAAAGGACAAGAGAGCCCUCAAGUUUAUCAAGAAGAGGAUUGGCACUCACAUUCGCGCCAAGAGAAAGAGGGAGGAGCUGAGCAACGUGCUGGCAGCAAUGAGGAAAGCUGCCGCCAAGAAGGACUAAUCUGUCACUUAAUAAAACGUUGGCUAAACUACAA
Messenger RNA from Pseudoliparis swirei, 370 nucleotides. RefSeq names its product ribosomal protein L36 (gene rpl36). Gene Ontology annotation, molecular function: structural constituent of ribosome. Gene Ontology annotation, cellular component: cytosolic large ribosomal subunit; ribosome. The record is from RefSeq and is a predicted model, not a curated record. The transcript is spliced from 4 exons. NCBI's taxonomy places the organism in Eukaryota, Metazoa, Chordata, Actinopteri, Perciformes, Liparidae. Bases 19 to 336 code for a protein of 105 amino acids. Gene Ontology annotation, biological process: cytoplasmic translation.